ACGACGCUAACAAGUUGGCAUUUGAUGGUAACAUAUUGCACACUUCAUGUGGCAUAUAGACUAAAUUUCUUUGAGAAUAAACCAAUAGACACGAAGACUGUUGUUCUAUUUGGCCUCCUCAAUGGCAUCUCCAUUGGUCUUCUCAAUCUCAGCCUCGGUUUCAAUUCCAUCGGUUUCUAUCAAAUGACCAAACUUGCUAUUAUACCAUUCACUGUUCUAUUGGAAACUCUCUUCUUCAACAAGAAGUUUAGCCGGAAGAUAAAAUUUGCAUUAUUUUUACUGCUGGUUGGGGUUGGAAUAGCAUCAAUCACAGAUCUUCAGCUCAAUUUUGUUGGCUCUGUUCUCUCUCUCCUUGCCAUCGCCACCACUUGCGUCGGCCAAAUUCUAACAAACACAAUCCAAAAGAGACUGAACGUGACAUCAACACAACUCCUAUACCAAUCAGCCCCGUUCCAAGCCGCUAUACUCUUUGUCUCGGGUCCAUUUGUCGACAAAUACCUCACUCGCCUCAAUGUCUUCUCCUUCCAUUACUCUCCUAUCGUUGUGGGGUUCAUAACGCUCUCGUGUUUGAUAGCGGUUUCGGUUAACUUCAGCACGUUUUUGGUGAUCGGAAAGACAUCUCCGGUGACAUACCAAGUCUUGGGGCAUCUCAAAACGUGUUUGGUGCUCGCAUUUGGUUACACUCUCCUCCACGAUCCUUUCACUCCUCGUAACGUAGCAGGAAUCCUCAUCGCGGUCCUUGGCAUGCUUCUCUACUCCUACUUCUGCUCCGUUGCUUCUAAAUCCAAACAAGGCUCCAACGAAUCCACUUUUCUUGGGAAAGACAGGGAUACGACGCCGCUUUUGAGCCAAGAAAAAGAGAACCAUGAAGCAAAGAAAUUAGACAAGCAUUCUCCAGUAUGA
Messenger RNA from Thlaspi arvense, 903 nucleotides. The record is from the annotation of a GenBank genome assembly. NCBI's taxonomy places the organism in Eukaryota, Viridiplantae, Streptophyta, Magnoliopsida, Brassicales, Brassicaceae.